Messenger RNA from Penicillium waksmanii, 1227 nucleotides. Its product is annotated as NAD(P)/FAD-dependent oxidoreductase. Lineage: Eukaryota; Fungi; Ascomycota; Eurotiomycetes; Eurotiales; Aspergillaceae. Gene Ontology annotation, molecular function: FAD binding; sulfide:quinone oxidoreductase activity. The transcript is spliced from 2 exons. The coding region runs from base 1 to 1227 and encodes 408 amino acids. The record is from RefSeq and is a predicted model, not a curated record. Gene Ontology annotation, cellular component: mitochondrion.
AUGGCGUACCGGGCGCUUCGAAAUUAUGGCACAGCUUCGCCUGUGAGCUUUAUCAAUCGGCAACACCGAGUUGCUAUUGUUGGAGGUGGUGCGGCUGGCCUAUCAAUCAGUCACCAACUUCUUCGGUCCGGGAAUUUUACCAAGGACGAUAUCGCAGUCAUUGAUCCGUCAACAAACCAUGACUACCAGCCUGGGUGGACUCUCGUUGGCGGUGGUUUGAAACACAAGGACGAUCUCCGCAAAUCAUUAGUUGGACUGCUCGACCAAAAAAUCAAAUUUUACAACGAACCAGUCCGCACAUUUUUCCCGGAAGACAACUCAAUCACCUUGGGCGACGGUGUUAAAAUUAACUACGAGCAGCUUGUCGUCGUUCCAGGUAUCAAGAUCAACUAUGACAGCAUUCAGGGACUGCCUGAGGCUCUUUCCAACCCAGAUUCCUUUGUAUCGACUAUCUACAGCUAUGAUACCUGCGACAAAGUCUUCAAAGCGGUCCAAAAGCUUCAAAGAGGCAACGCAAUUUUCACUCAACCAACGGGCAUUAUAAAGUGUGCGGGAGCACCGCAGAAAGCAAUGUGGCUAGCCUUGGAUUACUGGAAGCGAGCAGGCCUUUACAACCCCUCGAAUCCAUCAGGAUCUCCAAUCAACAUAAGCUUUGCAACAGGUUUACCAUCAAUGUUUGGAGUACCUAAAUAUAGCGCCAAGUUGGAAGAGCUUCGCCAACAACGAGGCGUCGAAGGGUUAUUCCAGCAUGACCUGGUUGCCAUCAGUGGUAACACGGCAGUGUUUUCUGGUCCUGGUGAGAGUUCUCUGGCGAGCGAUGCAGGGUUUGUGGAUGUUGACGAGUGCACUACUCGCCACACCAAGUACCACAACGUCUGGUCUAUUGGAGAUGCAUCCAAUUUACCGACUUCAAAGACUACGGCCGCAAUUACCUCCCAAGCACCAGUUCUCGUGGAAAAUCUGCUUCUCGCAUUGGAGGGUAAAUUGGCUCAAGCAACCUACGAUGGAUACACAUCUUGCCCGCUGAUAACCGAGUACGGCAAGGUCCUUCUUGCUGAGUUCAAGUACGGCGGAGUGCCAAAGGAGACAUUUGCCAUGCUUGGAAUUGACCAAGCCUCACCUCGACGUGCUUUCUAUCAUUUGAAAAAGGAUUUCUUCUCGUGGGUUUACUACAAAGCCAUGGUCAAAGGCACCUGGGGUGGACCUAGAGGUUGGAUUCGCAAGUAG